AUGUACAUCACCCUCUACUACCUAGUCACCCGGCUCCCUGACUCUCUCCGCGUAGUCACGGACCACUUCCUCUCAGUUUGCCCCACCACUCUCACCGUUGACCUCCUCGAGAAGGGCCUCCUAGCAGUAGAGAAGAGCAUAGUCGCUGUAGGAGCCUCUCGUGCGACCUCUUUGGUUUCUACGGGGUCGGCACUGCGUCUGCCCCUAGCGGGAGACGCCGCACCGGCAAGGGCAAGGGGGGCAAGGGCGCUGGGAGGGCUAGCGGGGGAGGUGGAGGAAGUGGUGGAGGCAGUGGAGGGAGUGGGGGUGGUGGUGGGAGUGGUGGCGGGGGUGGCGGCGGCGGCGGCAGUAGUGGAGGCGGAGGAGGCGGCGGUGGUGGCGGAGGGAGCGGAGGCGGCGGAGGUGGCGGAGGAGGCGGAGGUGGAGGAGGUGGCGGAGGCGGCGGCGGCGGCGGUGGUGGAGCGGGUCGCGACUCUGCGCAGAGGAGUGGGUCAGCGCGGUGGGGGUACUGGUCCUUGCACUUACGUCCUCCGUACCGGCGACCGAGCUGGUGAGCAGUGCGGGGGCCCGCACUCCACCCAACGCUGCUUCGGCCGCCAGACGGACGCGUGGCGUCACCAGUUCCCCGAGGCGUCAGAGAUCCAUCGCUGGGGAGAUCUGUCUAGGGCGGGGGUUGCCAUCUUUGAUCUUGACUAUGAUGCUUUCCUUGCUGCCAUGUAUUUUGUUACUACUAGUGUUGAGGGUGACUAUUACCUGUGUGUACCGCCUGACCCGGGCAUUGAGGCCACUGCUCUAGGUGCUGGUGAGGCUGCUGCUCUAGGUGCUAGUGCGUCUGCUGCCCCAGGUGCUAGUGCGUCUGCUGCCCCAGGUGCUGGUGAGUCUGCUCUCUCAGGUACUACGUCGGCUCAUGCCUUACACACCUUCACCAUUGACUCGGGUGCGUCCCGCUCCCUCUUUCGAGACCGCACCACUCUUACGCCGCUCAGUCGGCCGGUUGCAGUCUCCCUGGCGGACCCCUCUGGGGGUCCUGUCCUUGCUAGCAUCUCCAUUGUCUUACCGUGCCCGGCAGCCCCCUCUGGCACCCUGUCAGGUCUCUACCUCCCCUCGUUCUCUACGAACUUGGUGAGUGGAGCGGACCUACCGGAUAGGGGGGUUGACCAGUUCACUCCUGCGAGUCAGCGGGUGACCCACUGCACGUGUGCUCGGACAUGCCGACACUUGGCCACGUUCACCCGUUGGCCAGGAUCGAGCCUGUGCACCCUUACUAAUGAGUCUACUCCGGCUGCUGAGUCUGGCCAGGUAGCUCCAUCAAGUCAGGUGUUUGCUGCAGCGUCCAGGUUGUUAUAG
Molecule: messenger RNA, 1347 nt
Organism: Closterium sp. NIES-65
Lineage: Eukaryota; Viridiplantae; Streptophyta; Zygnematophyceae; Desmidiales; Closteriaceae
Source: the annotation of a GenBank genome assembly